AUGGUUAGACAGGGUCUGCCAGCAGAAGAGGUAAGACACCCCUACUCUGUCCAGACCCAACAGUCAACAGAAGCCAAAGCCAUCUGGAGGAGCAUGCAACAACAAGAAACAAAUUUAUUAGCUAACCUAACCACUAAUGAGGCAAGAGGCAAUUCUAAGGACUUCCAAAACAGCAAAGUAGGAGCAGCUGCUACCUCUAGGGAUGAGGGAUGCAAUUGUCUAAUUACUAGUGGAAUUGUCAUUUCAUGCUAUUGGCUAUUUGAAAUUCCUCCUCUGACAUAA
This is a messenger RNA of Symphalangus syndactylus (siamang), 282 nucleotides long. RefSeq lists its product as uncharacterized. NCBI's taxonomy places the organism in Eukaryota, Metazoa, Chordata, Mammalia, Primates, Hylobatidae. The record is from RefSeq and is a predicted model, not a curated record.